This is a messenger RNA of Clonostachys byssicola, 1182 nucleotides long. Lineage: Eukaryota; Fungi; Ascomycota; Sordariomycetes; Hypocreales; Bionectriaceae. The record is from the annotation of a GenBank genome assembly.
AUGGGUAUUAAACAGCUCUUCUCCAUCAUCAAAGAUGAGGCUCCGGAUUCCAUCAAGGAAGGCGAGAUCAAGAAUCAGUUCGGCCGCAAGGUCGCCAUUGAUGCCUCGAUGAGCAUUUACAGCUUUCUGAUUGCCGUCCGGUCUGACGGCCAGCAGCUGAUGAAUGACACCGGCGAGACCACCUCGCAUCUUAUGGGCAUGUUCUACCGCACUCUUCGCAUGGUCGACAACGGUAUCAAGCCCUUGUACGUUUUCGACGGUGCUCCUCCCAAGCUCAAAUCCGGAGAAUUAGCCAAACGUUUUCAACGCAAGCAGGAGGCCACCGAGGGUCUCGAGGAGGCAAAGGAGACGGGAACGGCCGAAGAUGUUGAGAAGUUUUCGAGGCGGACGGUGCGCGUGACUCGAGAGCACAACGCCGAAUGCCAGCGGCUCCUGAAGCUCAUGGGUAUCCCCUACAUCAUUGCACCCACCGAGGCUGAGGCGCAAUGCGCCGUGCUUGCGAGAGCCGGCAAGGUUUACGCCGCUGCCAGCGAGGAUAUGGACACUCUUUGCUUUGACACACCAAUUCUAUUGCGCCACCUUACUUUCAGUGAACAGAGAAAGGAGCCUAUUCAAGAGAUCCAUCUUGAUAAGGUCCUUGACGGCCUGAACAUGGAGCGAAAGCAGUUCAUCGACCUCUGUAUCCUCUUGGGUUGCGACUAUCUCGAUCCAAUUCCCAAGGUUGGACCAUCCACUGCUCUGAAGCUCAUCCGCGAACAUGGCUCCCUCGAAAAGGUCGUCGAGGCUAUGGAAAAUGACCCAAAGAAGAAAUACACGAUUCCUGAUGACUGGCCGUUCCGAGAUGCGCGGGACCUGUUUUUAGAGCCGGAUGUCCGAAAGGCUGACCACGCCGACUGUGAUUUCAAGUGGGAGAAGCCUGAUAUGGAGGGUCUUGUUCAGUUCCUUGUGACUGAGAAGGGAUUCUCCGAAGAUCGAGUGCGAGGUGCGGGAGCAAGACUGGAGAAAAACAUGAAGAGCUCGCAGCAGGCACGGUUGGAGGGUUUCUUCAAGCCUCUUCCAAAGACGGAUGCUGAGAAGGCAGCACACAAGCGCAAGUUGGAGGCUCAGCAGGAGGAGAAGAAGAAGAAGCAAAAGCAAGACAAGAAGGACAAGGCGGCGGCAAAGUCGAAGCCGAGAGCGGCG